Messenger RNA from Vicia villosa (hairy vetch), 417 nucleotides. RefSeq names its product 3beta-hydroxysteroid-dehydrogenase/decarboxylase-like. Gene Ontology annotation, molecular function: 3-beta-hydroxy-Delta5-steroid dehydrogenase (NAD+) activity. Gene Ontology annotation, biological process: steroid biosynthetic process. The transcript has 4 exons. Lineage: Eukaryota; Viridiplantae; Streptophyta; Magnoliopsida; Fabales; Fabaceae. Bases 1 to 417 code for a protein of 138 amino acids. The record is from RefSeq and is a predicted model, not a curated record.
AUGGAAUAUAGCAAUUGGGAUGGAAGUAGAUUUGAAAUGUUUCAUAACGAUCAUUACUCGGCAACUAAAGCGGAGGGUGAGGCGUUGGUUAUUAAGGCUAACGGGACUGGUGGACUACUAACUUGCUGCAUACGCCCUAGCAGUAUUUUUGGACCUGGUGAUAAACUCUUGGUACCGUCAUUGGUUGAUGCUGCCAGGGCGGGGAAAUCCAAGUUCAUUAUUGGUGAUGGCAAUAAUGUAUAUGAUUUCACAUAUGUUGAAAAUGUGGCGCACGGCCAUAUAUGUGCUGAUCGAGCUUUAGCUUCAGAGGGAAGCGUUUCCGAAAAAGCUGCAGGACAGGCAUACUUCAUCACAAAUAUGGAACCUAUAAAGUUUUGGGAAUUCAUGUCUUUGAUUUUGGAAGGUCUUGGAUAUUAA